CCUGUGCCUGCUCUCCAUGGUCGGGCUGAAAGGGGAAGGGUUUCCCCCGCCCCUUUCCCCCUUUUUUCCAUGGCCCCUUAAAUCUGGGGUGUAGCUUCCCAAGGAGAACUGCAGCAGAAAGUCAGGAUUUGAAAAGAGAUCAAGAAGUGCAGCUGUGAGCAAAAAUGGAAGAGCAGGACUUGACAGGACCGGAAACAAAAGAAAACUUAGCGGCAGGAGGAAGAGACCCUCACGUUGUACAAGUUGGGACCAUCAGGGAGUUCCUGACUGCAGCAACCCCACGACAAAUUAAAAAAGAACCCGACGAGGGGCUACAGCAGCGCUGGGAGGCUCAGUGGCAGGAAUUCUUGAAGGCAAUGCAGCCCCCUCAGUCAGGAUGGGAAAACCCACCGCUGCCUCAGCCCUGGUCCCAGCAGGACUCCAAGGCGUUCCAGGCCUCCUUCAGAGCCAUAGUUGAAACCAGCCAGCAGCCUAGAGGAGAGUGUGUGGUCCAUACCCUGCCAGGCCACAGUUCAGAAGCCUGUGAAAGGCUGGAUUCGCCUGUGAGAGUGAAGAAGGAGAUCCUGGAUGAGGAUGCAAGCUUAGAGUCACGCCGUCAGCGCUUCAGGCAUUUCUGUUACCAAGAGGCUGAAGGGCCCCAAGAGGCACUGAGCCAACUCCAGGAACUUUGCUAUCAGUGGCUGGUGCCCGAGAGGCACAGCAAGGACCAGAUCCUGGAGCUGUUGAUCCUGGAACAGUUCCUGACCAUCCUGCCUGAGGAAAUGCAGGGCUGGGUGAGGGGACGUGGGGUAGAGACCUGUGCCCAAGCAGUGGCCCUGGCAGAGGAUUUCUUGAUGAGAUGGCAAGAGUCACAGAGACCAGAACAAAAGAUUCCUGUGGCUUUGGAAGAGACGGCUGUUAAUUCCCCCAAAUCGGAGCAGGAUCCAUCAGACAUCAUGGAGUUGCCGUAUCCCAUGGAGGUCAAGCAGGAAAGUGAAGGGGAUGCCAACCUGCUGGAUGCAUCUGUCCUCUCCUGUCUGUGCUUUGCAGGAAGGAAAUGGGACGUGGGCCAGAGAGGCCAAGAACUGCUUGCUUCUCCAAUCUCAAUUGAGGUGCAUCUUUCCUCUCCUCCUGCCUGCGAUUUCCUAAGCCAGGAAGAAAGUGAGGCCCGGACAUGCCUACCAACAGCAAGAAAUUCUUCUCCUUCUGCCUGCAAUCUUGCAUCAGGCCUUAUCAUGGUGCACAUGCAAGGGAGAACUUCUCUCCGAGGCUCCUCUGCUGCCCGGUCCACAUCGCCAGCAACACAGCCUGGGUGGUUGUCCUCUGCUGAUUCUGCCGCUGCAACGUGGCCAACCAGAGGACCAUUUCCUUCAAUCCACACAGAUGCCCACAUCAUUCAGGAAGAAGUCUCAGACCUGUUGAUGCAGAGCUCCUCCCAGGAGCUAGAACACUCUCCCUCCUGCUCUGACUCUGCGGAGGAGGAAUCCUGGGGACAAACUCUUCAUCCAAUGGAACAUCUGGUGGAGGAGGAGCAAAUUGUCUCUGGUACACGUGCUUCAACGACCUCCCAGCCAAGGCCAUGGGCAAACUCAAGUGCCAACUCACUUCAUUCUUCUCUGCCACCCUUCUCAAAGAGCACCACUGGUGCCACAAGUGGCACCACUCCCAGCCUGCAUCCCCCUGCUUUGGCCAGCAGUGCCACCAGCAUCCCACGAGCCACCACUGCAGAGGAGAAGUGCCCCACCACACCAGUUCCCCAGGUGGAAGGAAAGGCCGCCAAGCCGCCCGCUAAACGCGGGAGAAAAGUCUCCUCUUUUGUAUGGAACCAUUUCACCCACACCAUGGAGAAAUUUGCAGUGGUGUGCAAUCACUGCAGGCAGUGCGUGAGGCUGGGGAAGGAAGGAGGCUGUGCCAAGGUGGGGACCACGUCCAUGCACCGGCACCUAUCUCUACACCACCCCCUUCUCCUUCCUGAGAAGGCUCCACCAAUGCCAGCCACCGUAUCCUCCUCCUCCCCAACAACACCGCCUGCAGUGGUGCACACCCCCACCGGCUCCCGUCCCCCUGCUUCAGCCAGCAGCAUCUCCAGCACUCUGCGUGCUACUGCUGUGUCAGAAAAGCGUCCUUCCGCACCAGCUCCCGGGGAAGAAGUGCGGGUCACCAAGCGCGGGAGAAAGGUCUCCUCUUUUGUGUGGAAUCACUUCUCGCACCACGCCACGGACAGGUUUGCAGUGGUGUGUAACCACUGCAGGCAGCACGUGCGGCUAGGGAAGAAGGGGGGCUGUGCCAAAGUGGGGACCACAUCAAUGCACCGGCACCUGUCUGUGCACCACCCAUUCCUGCUUCCCAAGAAGGCUCUAACGACACCAGUGGUCACAUCCUCCUCAUCCUCACCAGCAACGCCACCUGCUGUGGUGUGCACCGCCACCACUAUCCACUCGUCACCUGAGGCCACAGCCCACGCAACCACCCUGCUGACUGUUCACGAGUCGGUCAACAGGAAGAAGGCAUGGGACCCCACCAACCCCCAUGCGAUGGAGCAAAGCCAGUGGCUGGCAGAGUUCCUUGCCAAGAGCAUGCAGCCCUUCGCCCUGGUGGACGACCCUGCCUUCCGGGAGUUCCUCCGUCGCUGUGUGUCUCAAUGGAGUAUACCCGGGAGGAGCAACUUCUUCUCCGACAUCCCAGCCCUGGCAGAGAGCAUCAGAGACCCUCUUCAGAAACAACUCGAACCGUGCAUCUGAUGAUGUACAGCUGGACAAGAUGCCCAGCCCAGGGCUGAAUGUCAGUUGCCGCACUUUGGCCAAGGAACGGCAAGUGCGGCAAAUGGCUGUGCGAGAGGCAUCCAGCUGGGGCCGUGCGCUGCAAACCACUGCAAACAUUGCCAGGAAACUGCACUUAGCGACUGGUUCCUACCGCCCCCGGCAUUGAGCCUGCAAAUGCUGCAACAGGCCAUGCAGCAAACCAAGCGCUCAGCAAAAGGCACAUUCUGUAUGGCCCACUGUCUAAACCUGAUGGUGAAGGGAGUGUUGGCAAAGCAUGGCGGGGAGGUCAGGUGGCCAGUUCAGACAAUUACAGCCACAUCGGACAUUUUGCAGGCGCCCAGGCCUGCCUUAAAGAAAUUCAGCCGUGCAGAAGCAGGCCACAACACCCGGUAGACCUGCAGAUAGCCAGGUGGCGGAACAGUGUACCCUCCAUAAUGACGUGUGCUAUCGUGAAAUAUUUCAAGGUCUGCAGUGACAUCCAAGUGAAUCCAGGGCACCGAGGCCUUCUGAAGGAGCGUGACGCUGUGCUUGGGGCCCUUUGAAGAGGCAACGUGCCUGUCUAUGGGCAGCAUCACCCUGGGACCUGUGAAUGCGGAAAAUAGUAGAGUCCAGGGUUCCCCGCACCAAGGAUUCCCAGAUGUGGUUGACUACAACUCCCAUCAUCCCCAGCUACAGUGGCCUUCAGCUGAUGGGAGUAGAUCUCUGCCCCUGCUCAUUGUUCCCCAGCCCAGCUGUCCAGUUCUAACAAGCGGGCAUUUGAAGGUGAUCCGGGCAGAUGCACACCAGCCUGCCCCUCUGCUAAUGCCAACUUGCAGUUCUCCGAGGCAGACAAAAUAGGACGCGCCAUGCCUGGUUGCACAGUGACCAUUCCAUGCAUGCUCCCAGUGAUCACCGUCUGCCUCUGUGGCACACCAAGCAAUGGACACUUACAGGUGGGAUUCUGGGGGGCGGGGGGGGGAUUGCUGCACGCCCCAGUGAUCUAGCUCAUAGGUGACCAAGCUGAGGCUUUCCAGCUGUUUUUGGGCUAUGACUCCCUAUCACCCCCAGCUGCAAUUUGGGCAGCAGCUGGAGAGCCUCAGGUUGGCCAAGCCUACCUUAGCCAAAGAUUAGGAGAGGGAGCCGCUUGCAUGAAUCUCACUGUACAGCGAUGCUGUGUGGUACCUUACUCAGAGAGGAUGCUCAGCACCACAGGGAAGACUGUAAGUGAGCAAAGGAACAGCUACACAAUGCACAAUGUGAAUGCCCUUUUCUUUAGCCGAAGAAAUCGAGUUUCCUGAGGAUCCCACCUCUUGUUUUCCAGUGACAUUUUCAAUAAGGAUAUGGGGACACAAAGAGACAUUGUGGGUGGAUUGUGAGGGGAAGGCCCAGGCCACUGAAUUCGAGUGAGACCCCAGACUGUUGCUGCACAGAACAAUAUUUGGAGGUUCAAACUACUUCUAAAAAAUUUCCCUUGUGACCCCAUAUCUUCUCAUGAAUAGGGGUGUUGGAUGGGUAAGGUAUGAUGAUGGUUCUUAAAAAGCAUUGCAUAAGUGCUUCUAAAAUCCACCCUUUCAGAUACCCCAGGAAACCAUCCCAACCAUUUAUCACAAAAAAAGAAGACUGUUAUUUGUUAUCAUGUUUUUUAUUUAUUUUGUGGUAUGGUAAAUUAACAUCCUUGUGGUUUUUCCACAGUGUAGGAGGUCAUCCAUCAGAAUGGAUUGUGGACCCGACAUAUUCCAUAGACACGACUAGAUUCAAAUUCAAAACAAGGGUUGCGUCCGGUGCACAGGAGGCACCAAGACUCCAGUUUCUGGCCCUGUCUUCCUCAGAUUUACAGGACUGUGGAGGAGUUUUGUCUGCUCUCGCUAAUUUUGGCUCGCUUCCUACUAGUCUUUUCUUCCCUUCUCUUCUUAGAUUGUUCUAGGGUGGGAAAGAAGUUGAUCCCCUACUGCCUCUUUCACUGGACAAGACUCCACCUGUCAUCUAUCACCGCAGAACAUCUCAGUGGUGUGUCCAACGCUCAGGUGAAUGGCUCAGCCACCAGUCUGUCGAUCCAGUGGAAUGGACUCUUCAUCCAGAAGUGUUCCACUCAGUGGCUCACUUUUUUGGCCGGCCCAUAGUAGACCUCUUUGACUCUCCACACAAUCACCUCCUCCUGAGGUUCUUCACCAGGUUCCACUCCCAUCUAAUGGAGACAACGGAUGCCCUUCUAGCACCCUGGCUCCCAAAGCUCCUCUAUGCCUUUCUACCGUCGGCUGUCAUUGGGAAGGUUAUACGAAAGAUGCAAGUGGAACAAGCAGAACUCAUCCUGAUUGCCCCACAUUGGCCUCAAAGGCCUUGGUUCUCCAACCUAAGAGCUCUCUCAAUUCAGCCUCCAUGGCAUCUUCCUCUCCAGAUAGGCCUUCUGUCCCAGGGUCCCAUUCUACACCCAGACUCAAACUGGCUCCAAUUCUGUGCCUGGAUGUUCAGCCUUAGCCAAGAAAGGCUAUUUCCCCACAGUCCAGAACACCAUCCUGGUUUCAUGUUGUCCUUCAACCAAUUUGAUUUACUAGGCUACCUGGGCAGUGUUUUCAUGCUGGGCCAAUAGGAAACGUCUUAACCCUAUCUCUUCAGUCAUCCCGGAGGUAUUGGCCUUUCUUCAAACUGGUGUCUUAUCAAGGCCUGCAUCCUAAUACUCUGAAGCAUCAAACUUCCACUCUUGCAUCAGUCCUUAAGCUCACAGCCCAUAAUUAUAUGACCUUGCACCCGCACAUCCGCCAUUUCCUCAUGAGAGCCUCUCUGCCCCCUAUAAAUAGGUUUGUGGAAUCUCUAUAAGGUGCUCAACAUGUUAACCCAACCUCCUUUCGAACCCAUUUGCACUGCACCUCUCAAACUCCUAUCCUAUAAAGUUAUUUUUUUUCUUGUAGCAGUCACUUCAGCCCGCAGAGUCUCCGAACUUGAGGCCCUGUCUGUUUGGAAAGAACUCUGCCUUCUCCAACCUGACUCGGUGGCACUCAAGCUCAACCCUACCUUCUUGCCCAAGAUCAACCCAACCUUCCACUGUUUGCAGGAUAGAAUCUUGCCAUUCUUUUGUCCCUUUCCUUCUCACCUUAAGGAGUGGAACUGGCAUACCUUGGAUGUCUGUAGGGCUCUCUGCAACUACAUUAGACAUACUAAAAAAUUCCACCAUUCCAACUCACUCUUUGUUUCUUUUCAUCCUUCAUCCCUAGGCUCCACGAUUUCCAGGUCAUCCUGGCCAGGUGGAUCUGAACAUACAUUUCAUUAGCCUAUGAGUCCCUGGUACUUCUCAUACCCGGUGGCAUCACUACCCACUGUUCCUUGGCAUCAGUGGCCUUCUCUGCCCACACUCCACUGCUUGAAACCUGUAAAGUGGUCCCCUGGUCCCCUAUCACCCCUUUUAUCAAAUGCGACAAGGUUGCAUCUUUCCACUCUGAACAGGCAGCCUAUGGCCACACUGUCCUUCAACAAGUCCUUUAGUUGCAUCCUCUCCUGCCCUAUUGUUCACUGAUUGGGCAUGUCCCAUUCUGAUUGAUUACCUCCUACACUGUGGGAAAAGAAGCAUUGGUCUUACUGUGAAGGAUUCUUUUUCACAGUAUACAGAGGUCAUCUGACCCACCUGCGGAUGCAUCUUCAGUUUACCGGGGUCGCAUAUUUUGGGUGGUGGCAACUCCCAGGGUAUUCAGUUUGUUAGAUAACUGAUUCUCCUUUCUUUCUCCUCACCAUGUUCUUUUUUCUCCACCUGAACUCCUCUGUGUAACAGUCCUGGAACUGGGGUCUUGGCUUCUCCUGUGCACUGGAAGCCAGCCUCGUUCUGAAUUUGAAUCUAGUCCUGUCUAUGGAGCAUGUUGGGUCCACAACCCAUUCUGAUGGAUGACCUCCAUACACUGUGAAAAACAUGCCUUGGUCUUACUUCAUGGUAAAACCAAUGUUCCUUUUUCAAACAUGAAGUAUUUGUCCUGCAAAAUAUAUUUAUUGUGUUAUUCAUUACAUUUCUGUCCUCCGGGGCAGCAUACAUAACUUCGCUCCCAUUGUAUUUUCCUAGCAACUCUGCAUGGUAGGUUAGGCUGCGGGAGAGAGAGAGUGACUGGCCCAAAGUCACCCUGUGAACCUCAUGGCUGGAGGUGGCUCCCGCAGGUUCUUUGGGUUCACGUGAUCCAAAAUACACUUCAUUUUUUCACUUUACAACCAUACAGUUGAGGGUUUUAUUUUGUUACAUUGUUUAUCAAUAUAAUAAGAUGGUUUGCUUUUAUGAAAGUACAGUUCACUUUGUUGGUUUUUAAAAAUUGUAUAGGGUGCAGUUGACUUUGUAAAGACUAAAUAGUGGUUUUGAAAGGCUUGAGAUUUUUUUGGUCAUUACAUUACAUAAAUAUAAGCUACAGUCUUUGAUAUAGAAAAUUAAGGUGAACCUCUCCACUGUCUUAAUGAAUACUAACAUAAUGCUAUGUGGCAUGGUGUGCAUCACAAAAUAAAUCUAACAAAAUGGU
Molecule: messenger RNA, 7204 nt
Organism: Hemicordylus capensis (graceful crag lizard)
Lineage: Eukaryota; Metazoa; Chordata; Lepidosauria; Squamata; Cordylidae
Product: zinc finger protein 530-like
Exons: 6
Coding region: 165-2720 (851 amino acids)
Biological process (GO): regulation of transcription by RNA polymerase II
Molecular function (GO): DNA-binding transcription factor activity, RNA polymerase II-specific; RNA polymerase II cis-regulatory region sequence-specific DNA binding
Source: RefSeq, a predicted model, not a curated record